CACAGAAGGGAGUAACACUAUCGAAAAUCUGUGUGCCAAGGAAGUAGCAGCAUCGAUAUUUGAUAAAAAGUAUCAGUUAAUGAAAGUAUGCGGUAAAUAAUCUCGUGACUAUCGUCAUCUCCUUCCGAUAAAUCUGCAAAUAUUUGCCGAGACCAAAAGAUUAACAACUUUGUCGACAUGAAUGAAUCACGCACUUCAAAUGCAUCCGAAUCCGAGACUGAUUCCCUAUACUUCAGAGUAGAAAGUAUAAAACUUUCAGAACUGUACGACUGGUGCAACAAGAGUAAUAUCCACGACACUGCCGCUCGUUCACCGCUUGCUGAGUCAGUAGAAAAACGCAGCCUUGGUUUGAACAAAGUUACUGAUUAUUUUUCCAGUGGCAAGGCCUACGCGACUAUGAGAUGCGGUCGCAAAGUAAAUGUGAAUCAUUGUGAAUUGGCGCUCUUCAGGAAAGACCAAAAUGUAUAUGCCGUUGAAGAUAAGUGUCCGCACGCAGGAGGGCCUCUACACAUGGGCGACAUAGAAGACUAUGGCUAUCAGCAAAAGCCAUGCGUGCGUUGCCCGUAUCAUGGCUGGAAGUUUGACCUCACUACAGGUGAGUGCAUAUACCCUCGCCAUCAGACCAAGCAAGCCCGGGUUUACCCCGUCAAAGUCGACCCAAACGACGGGAGUUUAUGGGUGGGCUUCAAAUGCUUCAACGAGCAAUACUUCCGAGAGCCAUCCUGGUAACGGCUUCCGGCGACACACAGUUAAGGCGCGCGCUUUUCAGCUUCACCUUCUUCAUCAAUUAACAAUCUAUUCAUUCUGCACUAAUAAGCUAUCUACUUGUACUGCACUAAUUAACAAUAUACUAGUGCUGCCCCAAUUAACAAUAUACUCUAGGUGCACUAAUUAACAGUCUACUCAUGAUCUGAAAAUAAACCAAUGCUGUAAACUAAUUAUAAAUACUAUGAGCCGAGAUCUCUUAGCUUGCCACGGGAAUGAAAUUCUGAUGGUGGUGAAUCGAAAUGGGCAGCCAUUUUUUCGUUCGCUAGCUUCACGUUUGGAUACAUAGUAUUAAGAAAGUGUAUCAACUGCGUACUCAAGUUGGAGUUUUGAUUCAUAAUUUAUAAAGAUUCAAAAGCCGAGUGAAAACGAGCGCAUUUGUCACCAAACUUAUUUUUUUAUUUGUUAGGCGUUCGUCUUAUAAUUAAUAGGCUACUUAGUCGCGCUAGAUUAAUUAUAGAUCAACAUAAUUAUAAUAGUUUAUCAAAGUUAAUAAUGUGUAAGUUACCUUUAAUCACGUACUCAUUUCAAUAUGUUCAAGUACACAGGAGAGUACAGUUGUACAUUUUCCCUAACAUAUAUUUAAAGGGCGAACUACAUCAGUAAAUCCCAAACAACUCUGCAAUACAAGUUACAACUGAAA
Molecule: messenger RNA, 1408 nt
Organism: Hyalella azteca
Lineage: Eukaryota; Metazoa; Arthropoda; Malacostraca; Amphipoda; Hyalellidae
Product: Rieske domain-containing protein
Exons: 5
Coding region: 178-729 (183 amino acids)
Molecular function (GO): 2 iron, 2 sulfur cluster binding
Source: RefSeq, a predicted model, not a curated record